Amphibalanus amphitrite is the source of this 2918-nucleotide messenger RNA. RefSeq names its product homeobox protein prospero-like. The transcript is spliced from 4 exons. Gene Ontology annotation, biological process: regulation of transcription by RNA polymerase II. The record is from RefSeq and is a predicted model, not a curated record. Gene Ontology annotation, molecular function: RNA polymerase II cis-regulatory region sequence-specific DNA binding; DNA-binding transcription factor activity, RNA polymerase II-specific. Bases 67 to 2076 code for a protein of 669 amino acids. Gene Ontology annotation, cellular component: nucleus. Lineage: Eukaryota; Metazoa; Arthropoda; Thecostraca; Balanomorpha; Balanidae.
CGGCGCCGGCGGCGGCUCAGACCGCGCCGCGCCGCGCCGCCGACCGGUAGUGCCGUCGCCGCCCCGAUGACUAGUGUGCUGGCGCCGUGCAGUGUGUCCGCAAUGGGCGUCAGCCGGGUGGAACGGACGGCGCCGCAGCUCGACAACGCCAUGCUGCGCGAGAUCCUGGGCCGCGGCGGCCCGGCCGGCCGCCACUUGUCGGCCAGUCCGCCGCCGAGCGAGCCGGGCGCCGCGGAGCGCUCCUCGGCAGAGAUGCCCAGCCCGCCCGGCUCGCCGUCUGAAGACAAGAAGUCACGUCUGGAGAGCAUCGUCUCCGGGAUGCAGCCGGCCGCCGCCGCCUCUCCGCAGCCCGUCAACGGCUGCAAGAAGCGCAAGCUCUACCAGCCGGUGCAGCACGAGGCGGCGGCCCGCAGCGGCAGUGACUCGGAGCCGGAGCCGGAGCAGCCGGAGCCGGAGCUGGGUGACGGCGCCGCGCACAGCGAGCUGAGCUCGGUGCGCAGCCAGCUGGCGCUGAUGCAGGAGCGGUACGCCCAGCUGUACCGCGAGCAGGCAGCCGCCAUCAACAAACAGGAGCAGGAGCAGCGCGACCAGGAGCCCGACCAGGAGCCGCAGACGCCCGAGCAGUCGCCCGAGCGGCCGCGCGCCGAGGCCGCCGCCCGACCCACGCCCACCCGGCCCGACGACACUCCAGCGGCCAGCUUCAUCGACUAUGCGCGCCGCGUGCUCAGCGCCGACCUCAAGAGCAAGGAGUCGGAGCGGCGGCCGCGGCCCGCCGCCCCCGCCGCCGACGUGCAGGGCCUAGCCGACGCGCUCAAGGCGGAGCUGGCCACGUCUCUGACGGGCCUGGUGGACUCGAUCGUGGAGCGUUGGGCGCAGCAGCGGCGCGCUCAGGUCAAGGCGGCAGAGGCCGAGAGCCAGGCCUCGCCGCGUGCCGAGAUCCUGCGCCGCAUCAGCCAGCACAACGGCCGCUUCCCGGCGGCGGCGGCUGCUGCGGCGGCGGCGGCGGCGCUGGGGGGCGAGCUGCCACCGUUCGGCCUACCGCUGCGGCCGCCCACCAGCAUGGCCCACAUGUACCCGCCGCACAAGGGCUUCUCGGGCCUGAGUCCGGCGGCCUACGGCCUGCCGCCGUUCUGCGCGCCAUCACCGGGCGGUCAGCAGGAGCAGGAGUCGCCACUCAGCCUGGUCGUCACGCCCAAGAGGAAGCGGCAGAAGGUGUCGGACCCGCGGCUGGGCCACCUCGACUCUGACUCUCCACCGCCGCCGGCCGCCGCCGCGCCGCCGGCACCGCGCACGCUGCCCGGCCGGCUGCCCGACUCGCCGUUCCUGGGCUACCCGUACUACCCGGCCGCCACGCGCAGCCCGUCGGCCAGCCCGCCCUCGUCUCGGCCGACGAUGCUGCACCCGGCGCUGCUGUCGGCGGGCCGGCGCUCUCCGCCGGAUCCGCUCUCGUUCCGGCGCGAUUCAGCGGUGGAGCGGUCUGAUGGCCUGUCGAUGGACGCCGGCUACCAGCUGGGGGAGACGACCCACCACCACUCCCCAGCCGGCUUCCACGCCAAGUUCGACGCCCGGUCCGGUCUCUCGCUGACCGCCGACUUCUCGUCGACGCUGACGCCGAUGCACCUGCGGAAGGCCAAGCUGAUGUUCUUCUGGUCGCGCUACCCGAGCUCCUCGGUGCUCAAGUCCUUCUUCCCCGACAUCAAGUUCAACAAGAACAAUACCGCACAGCUCGUCAAGUGGUUCAGCAACUUCCGAGAGUUCUUCUACAUCCAGAUGGAGAAGCACUCGCGCCAGGCGCUCAGCGAGGGCGUCAAGUCGGCCGAGGAGCUGGUGGUCACCCCCGACUGUGAGCUGAUGCGGGUCAUCAACCUGCACUACAACAGGAACAAUCAUAUCGAGAUUCCGGCGGACUUUAUCUCCGUGGCCGAGGCGGCGCUGCGCGAGUUCUUCAGCGCCCUGCAGGCCGGUAAAGACGCCGAGCCCAGCUGGAAGAAGGCCAUCUACAAAAUCAUCGCGCGACUCGACCAGAACGUGCCCGAGUACUUCCGGUCGCCGAGCUUCCUGGAGCAGCUGGAGUGACGGGCGGCUGCAGCUCGGCCGCCGCCGAUACCCUCUCUGAGAGAGGCCGAUCCACAGAGUGCCUGCGUCAAUCGUCCCGUGCCUUCCGCUGUACAUAGCUCCGGGACAUACCCAGUCCCCGAGCACGUGAAUACGUGGCCAUAGCCCGCCGCCGGCUUGUGCGUACACAGCACAGCCAUGCGUACCUACAUUCCAUACAGCUCAGCACGCGCACCGCACAGCGCACACUGGCUCACCAGGCCCGCCAGCCGCGCCGGCGGCGCCACAAAACUGACGCAUAGAUUAGAGUAAAAAUAGAGUCCUAAGUGAAAGUUGUCUCGGGAGUUGUUUCGAAGAGAGCCAUUGCAUUUUUGUAUAUGCGUCUUUGAUGCUUGGUUUCCAUUCCAUUAAACCAGUUGGAGGUAGGUAGAUGUUAAUGCCAGUUGUGUAGUUAUUUGUUGUAAUAAUUGGUCACGUGUCUUUUUGAUCACGGUGUUGAACAGAGGAGCGCUCUCUAGUCGUCCCGCGGCGCGCGGUACCCCUACGUCAUAUCUAGUCACAACACAUUCCGCCGUCGGCCCCCCCCCCCACCCAGCUGGUGACGUCACGGUCAGUGUGACGUCACGGUGUCACCCGCAGUCACCGGUCAUAUCACGUGGUGUCGGGUCAGGUCAGCGCCAGACGUCGUCGCGCAGCGAGUUUUUCAUGUUUGCACAAAGAUACCGCCGAUCGCUGACGGAAGAUAGAACAGCGUGGUAUGCUGCAGACAUUGUGUGUGCCUGACUGCUUUUGUGUGUGCGUGCGUGUGUAAUGUGCGUGACACUCAGCAAAUGUAUAUCGAGACAAUACACACAAUAACAUGA